Psammomys obesus (fat sand rat) is the source of this 2649-nucleotide messenger RNA. It is a transcript of the gene Sec14l2, whose product is annotated as SEC14 like lipid binding 2. Gene Ontology annotation, cellular component: cytoplasm. NCBI's taxonomy places the organism in Eukaryota, Metazoa, Chordata, Mammalia, Rodentia, Muridae. The transcript has 12 exons. The coding region runs from base 110 to 1321 and encodes 403 amino acids. The record is from RefSeq and is a predicted model, not a curated record.
AGGAGCCCGCGGCCAAAGACUGGGACUUAACUCCAGCGGCUGCCGCAGCAGCAAAAGAGUCGGAGCUUCAUCAGCAGCCGCCGGUGCCGCGCCCCGAGGCUGAGCCACGAUGAGCGGCAGAGUCGGUGACCUGAGCCCCAAACAGGAGGAGGCGUUGGCCAAGUUUCGAGAAAAUGUCCAGGACGUGCUGCCCACCCUGCCCAAUCCAGAUGACUACUUUCUCCUUCGAUGGCUCCGAGCCCGAAGCUUUGACCUGCAGAAGUCAGAGGCCAUGCUCCGGAAGCAUGUGGAAUUCCGGAAGCAAAAGGACAUUGACAACAUCAUCAGCUGGCAGCCACCAGAGGUGAUCCAACAGUAUCUGUCAGGUGGCAGGUGUGGCUACGACCUGGAUGGCUGCCCCAUCUGGUACGACAUCAUCGGACCUCUGGACGCCAAGGGUCUGCUAUUUUCUGCCUCCAAGCAGGACCUGCUCAGGACCAAGAUGAGAGACUGUGAGCUGCUUCUGCAGGAGUGUACCAACCAGACCACAAAGCUAGGGAAGAAGAUAGAGACCAUCACCAUGAUUUAUGACUGUGAGGGACUCGGCCUCAGGCACCUCUGGAAACCUGCAGUGGAGGCUUAUGGAGAGUUUCUCUCCAUGUUUGAAGAAAAUUAUCCUGAAACAUUGAAGCGUCUGUUUGUUGUUAAAGCCCCCAAGCUGUUUCCCGUGGCCUAUAACCUCAUCAAGCCCUUUCUGAGUGAGGACACUCGUAGGAAGAUUAUGGUCCUGGGAGCAAACUGGAAGGAGGUUUUACUCAAACAUAUCAGCCCUGACCAGUUGCCUGUGGAGUACGGAGGCACUAUGACUGACCCUGAUGGAAAUCCCAAGUGCAAAUCCAAGAUCAACUACGGGGGUGACAUCCCCAAGCAGUAUUACGUGCGAGACCAAGUGAAGCAGCAGUAUGAGCACAACGUGCAGAUUUCCCGAGGCUCCUCCCACCAAGUGGAGUACGAGAUCCUUUUCCCCGGCUGUGUCCUCAGGUGGCAGUUUAUGUCGGAGGGAUCAGACGUGGGUUUUGGGAUUUUCCUGAAGACCAAGAUGGGGGAACGGCAGCGGGCAGGGGAGAUGACAGAGGUGCUGCCCAGCCAGAGAUACAAUUCCCACAUGGUCCCUGAGGAUGGGACCCUCACCUGCAGUGAGCCGGGCAUCUAUGUCCUGCGGUUUGACAACACCUACAGCUUCAUCCAUGCCAAGAAAGUCAGUUUCACUGUGGAGGUCCUGCUUCCAGACAAAGCAGCAGAAGAGAAGAUGAAUGAGCAGGGGACACUCCCCCCCAAAUAACAGCCCCACCCCCUUCUGCAGCAGGCCCGGCCCCCUCAGUGUCUUCCUGUUUCUUUGUAGUAGUCAUUUUCCUAAAACCUAGUAGCCCGAUGAAACUGGGCUGGAGGAAAGACUUCAGGCUGGACGGGAGAAUCCCAUUCAGAAUCAGAAGACGACAAAUGGCUAGAGUGGUGUUCUUGUCAUCAGACUAUUAAGGGGUCUCCAGAGACUGGCUGUAAUGGUGUCUACCUUGAAGACCUUGUCAGCUUCACUGCCCAGUGACAGGGGAGAGAGGGAGGGGAAGGGUGCACAGGAUGGCAGCAGGGAAGAAAUUAGAAUCGAAGAGGUUGGGAUGGUACACUCAGGGAAGCUAGCUGCUGAGGAGAAACUUGCUCCUAAAUGAACAUGGAACAAAGCUCCAUGAUCGUAAUGAUGGUUGCAGUGUAGCAGGCUGCUAGACAUGUGAUGAGUAGCUGAAGCUCUUUGAAACUUUUUUGUCCUAAGGCUUGAGUAUCUCUCCCCCCUCUCCAACUCUCAGGAGUGGCCCAAGUCAACACUGGAAGGCAGACAGAGGCCCUCUCUCUCCCCUUGAGAACCUCACCAACUCCUGGGCCCCACGGGCUGCCUGUUUAAUUACUAAUGGUUGCCAGUGCCCCAGAACCACUGUUCUCCAGUGGAAAAUAAGCGAGAAACCCUCCAAAAGCACAAGGGUAAUUAACUUCAGGGAUCAUAGAUAGGAAAGGACUGUGGGUGGGUCCUAAGCCUCUCACUGAGAGAACCUCCACUUGAGCAACCUUACCCAAAAAUGACAAGUGGGACUGAAAGCCCUCAGUGCACUUGCCAGUCUAGUCUCCCACGGUGCCUGAGAACAGGUCUCCUGACUGACCUGGGCAAGGGCGUGGCAGGCCCUUCUCAGUGGAGGUGUGUAAUGGCAGUGGCUUCCUCUUGCCUGGGGACGCAGGUAACCAGAGAGCGAGGUUGCCCGGGAAGGUGGCCAUUGCCUAAGCAAGCAUCUGAGCCAGGGGCAAGGGGCGGCCACCUUGCAAUAGCACCACUUGACCUUACACAACUUUGCGAGCAAACGCCAGGUUAUGGGCUGCCCAGAAUUCCUGAAGGCGGCCCCAGGCCCUUCCGGGAAACCCCUGUCCCGGCGGAAUGGGUCCCGGACUCAGCCUGCGGACUCGUUUCACCAAGGGCAGGGAGCUCUAGGCAGGUGCAGGGCUAGCGACCAGAAAGGGCCGAGGCUACCUACCCAGGAUCUAGUCACAUAUCUCAGGAGUAUAUCCUGGCCUUGGUUUACAAUGCUGUUAGGUACAUUAACCAAUGAAUAAAUCAAUUUUCAAAGCAAA